GUCCUCAUCGCUAGAGAUACAGCGGACGGUAGAAUGCUCUGAUCGUGUCGCCGUACCCGGGAAAAUUAGAGGUUGGGAUUGGCGCUGGCUGCGCUGGCUUUCUUGUACGAAUCGGCUGCACCUAGCACUGGCAUAUGUACACCCUGCUUUUCAUCCCCGGCUGAAAAUACAGGUGUUGUUGGUGUUUACCAAAAGCUUUCAAACUAGUGACGCGAUAAACAUUUGACCAUGGAUUACAUGAAGCCAGCUUUAUUAACGGUCAUCAUUUGCACUGUUUUGGGAAUAACGCCAGCUAAAGAAUCGUUUACGUUUUAUUUUGACGGCUCCGACUAUCUAACCUACGCUGUUCCCAAUUCAAGUCCGGACCCAGUUUCUUUCAACUUGAGUUUCCGAGUUUGGCCGGAAAUUAAUGAAGGUGUUUUGUUCUAUUCGUACCGAGCUCCCGGCGAUGCAGUUACUCUGGAAAUCCACGACGAUUCCAUCUAUAAAAGAACAAACUAUGGUUCACCGACCUCAGGGACAGUACGUACGUUGUCUUCUGGGAGUGGGGUAGGAUUACACGAGGACGAGGAAUGGAGGGACAUAUCGAUGAGUAUUAACGACAAUGGGUCGAUGUACGAUGUGAACAAACUGAAAACUUUCUCUCCCAAUCCAACGGCCAUGCCUUUAGGAGACGUGGUUUACAUCGGUGGAUAUGCGGACAAAACAAUAGGAAUCGAGUCAAAGACGUAUUUCAAAGGAUGCAUCGAGGAUUUUGUCUUUAACGGUGUCAAUGUGUUUGAGGAAAUCAGAAACUCUGAUCAGAAAUCUGAUGUAUCGUCGAAGUUUCCUUCGGAAUGUCCGCUUAUCGUCUCGUAUUUGUCAUUUUAUGGGAUGGAUUCUUACCUAAAGAUUCGCUCUGAAGAUGUUCCUGAGGCCAAGUUGAGGUCAAUCUCAUUUGAAUUCAGGACCUUUGACUUCAACGCCUCGUUGGUGUUGAUGGAUUUGGGAGCCACAAAUGUAUCGGUUGAAUUUAAAGAAAACAGCACCAUUGUCUUCCGAACAUUUAGCUUUGGAUUUGGUUUCGACAAUACCUAUCCCUUAGGUUUUGAUCUGGGUGAUGGGGAGUACCAUAAACUGGAGGUCCGGAUCAGUAAUGACGGACUCAGCGUUAUAGUUGAUGACUUCCAGAAGUCAGACGCCGACAUGAAGGCCCCCAGGGGUUCCGAUAUUCAGGCCUACGUUCUGGCUGGGUUCCCUGGACGUACUGGAUACAAGGGAUGUAUGCGAGAGCUGCGGGUCAAUCGUAACCGGGUCAAAGUCUCCGGUCUUCCUGAGGAGAAUUUAGAGAACAUUACAACAGGUCGCUGUGACCUGAUUGACAGGUGUUACAUGCCUCGCAAACGGUGUGCACACGGUGGAAAGUGUAUCCGAUACAGGGAGGAUUUCUCUUGUGACUGCCAGGGGACAGGCUAUAAAGGACCUUCCUGUGUCACACCUAUGUAUCCGUCUUCGUGCAGUGACGUGGACAUCCCAGAUCACGCUGGUCGAAUCACAGCUCAUAUUGACGUAGAUGGAGCCGGACCAUUGCGACCUGCUAAGGUUCUUUGUACUAAAGACAAGGGCACCGGCGUCAUUAAGACUCUCCUUACCAGCAACGCUGCUAUGGCGGCGAUCCCCGUGGAUGGAUUCCAGAAACCUGGGUCAUACCAAUACAAUAUAACCUACGGUCCAGAAACGGACCUGGACGUUGCUGUGGGUGUUAUAGACCGCGCCAAGACCUGUAGACAGUACGUCAAAUACACCUGUAAUCAGGCCCGGCUGAUGGCCUCACCCGAGGGCUCCUCUGUGCCAUUCGGCUGGUGGGUGGGCAGGGAGGGGACCCCUCACUAUUACUGGGGUGAGGCGGACCCGGGAUCAAGGACCUGUUCCUGUGGUGCUGUUGAUGGAGGUUGCCUGGGUGGAUUGCCAUGUAAUUGUGACGCACAGGAAGCUUAUGAAGUCUCUGAUGACGGUUACUUAACCAACAAAACCCACCUCCCUGUCACGCAAGUCCGGUUUGGAGACACCGGAACCUCACAGGACACCAAAUUUGCCUCGUACCUUGUCGGGGACGUGGAAUGUAGUGGUGAUGCUGUGCUAGAAAAGACGGUUACUAUCCAGAAGCUUGGUGCAUUCAUCAAUGUAUCCAGGUAUUUAAGUAGUGCACCUCUGGACAUCAGCUUUGAGUUCAAGACGACCAUUCAGAAAGCUCAGCUGAUGUAUGCUGUCGGCAGUGGUGAUUAUCUAUCCAUCGUAAUGGAAGAUGAGUUCCGCAUUUCCGUGAAGAUGAAGUUUACCGGUGGAGUGAUUAACCAUACUGAAAAAGUCCAACGCCGACUUAACGACGAUGAAUGGCACAGGGUAUACCUGGAGAUGACUCACAUGCACGUGCUGUUGUCUGUGGACGGCCGCUCCACUACUCUGUGGCAGUCCAAGAAGUGGAGAUUUCAUAUGUACCUCUCUACUGGACGUCCAUUCAUGAUUGGCGGAAAUAGUAACGGCACAUUCGGGUUUGUGGGAUGUUUCCGCGGCCUUGUUGUAAAGGGCAAGCAUAUCGACCUGGUAAACAUCGUGGAACAGGACAAACCCUUCGGUGUAGUUACAGGUUGCGUGGGUCAAUGUGGUCACAUGUCCCUUUGCCAGAACGCCGGGACCUGCAAAGAGUACUACGCUACAUAUAUGUGUGACUGCGCCGAAUCAGCUUUCAACGGAUGCUACUGCGGCAACGCCAUUGGCGUCCGUUUCAACGUUGGCUCUUGGAUGAAGUUAGAAGUGCAAAGAAUUCGUCAAUCGCCCUUCGAGUUCCUUCAGUUGCACUUCAAGUCCACCAAGCGUCAGGGAGUGUUGGCCUACAUGUCCAACCCGCAGGGAAAGGCUAUACUUACCAUCGAGCUCAAUUUAAGAGGUGGUGUUGACAUAUCCUACGACUCCGGCAAUAGUCAGUGGGGGCUGUUCACCUCUGUGGAUGGGUUAGCCGACGGUACUCCACACCGGGUGACGGUACGUGUGACCGGAAGCGCCAGAGGUAGACGCAGCACGUGGGAUGUAGAGUUUGAUGACGAUGUACAGACAGCUGAGUCAGCAGAAUCUGAGUACAUUCCAGAUAAGCUUUAUUUAGCUAGCAAAAGUGCGUCGUCAGCUUUUGCCGGGUUUGACGGGUGUAUAUUUGGUCUGCGUUACAACGGCCUUCCUUUGUUAAAGUAUGCGAAGACAUAUCCUCCAUCAUUGGUAUCGUACAGCAAAAACGUGAACUUGAACAAUGAAGACUGUGGGGAGACAGAGAACACUCAGCCCAUGCCCUCAAGUGACCCUGAAGCUCCUACAGCAGAUAACUCAAGAAGACCUGUGAUGAUCAACAGCUUCAAGUCGGAAUCGUUAGACGAGAAACCGUCCGCAAUAGUGGUGUCACAUUUCAUGAACCUUGUCUGUAGAAGUUUGGGAUACCCAGAACCUAGGUACGUUAUUCGCCAGAACGGUGAGCACAUGAUGUGCCCCCAUCUUGUGGUGGACAGGAACACACUACUGCUGCCGCCUGACCCGCGAGUAGAUGGAGACUACCAAUGUGUGGCCAUCAAUGACUGGGGGAAAUCCCUGUCCGAUCAUAUCUCCGUCGGAACGCCCAAGCUCUUGGAAGUCUCGUCUGUGAUCGAGGAGUCGCUUUUCAUAAGAGAGGGACAGUACUUAAGACUGAGAUGUAAUGUGAGCGUGGACAGUGUGCCCGAGGCCAGCACUGAGUGGUCAGAAGGGGUGGAUCUAGAGAACAACAUGGCGACCAGGUUUUACCAGGGGGUCGAUGGUGAUCUUCACUUCGUCUGGGUUCUUCCAGUUGAUUCUCGGGUGUUCACCUGCAACAAAGCUAACCAUUUGAUAGGUCGGGUAGAAACUGUUAAACGCAUCCAAGUACAAGUUAAUCCUGUCAGUGAUCCCACAGAGUAUACCUCCAAACCAAGCGAACUGGUGUACUCUUCCCCGUCUCCGAUGUUUGCCGAUUUGGGGGAUUCCGUUACUCUUGAGUGCUUGGUAACAGGAGACCCAGCACCGACAGUGUCCUGGUUAUUUGACGGUAACACCACUGAGAACACAACCUUCAUAUCUCAGCUACGCGGACGACGGUUGUUUCUUCCAAAGUUCACAACAAAAGAAGAAGGAGAGUACCAGUGCUUGGUUGAUGGCGUCACAAUGGCUUCCAUAAUGCUGAACAAGACACUUAGACCUACCUGGUUGAAUGGCCCUAAACCUACGUCAGUGUACCAAGACCAAGAUGCGGAACUGCCAUGCGUGACAAACCCCCUCCCUGAAGAUGCUGCCGUCAACACGGAAUGGUUCAUCAACGGAGAACCCCUAGAACUGAAACCCACCUACUCCCUGAAUGAGAACGGGGAUGUUUUGACGAUAAAUAAAGCCUCCAAACUGAACGACAUUAUCACAUAUCAGUGUAAUGUAUCCAAUCAGUACGGAUUUGUUUACGGCGAAGGAUACCUCAAUGUACACUUGGGCACAACGAUUGUGGGAAUCACCAACUGAUCAGACCAUUUCAGAUGACAGACACUGGGCCUCAUUCCAAGUUAGAGUAUCAGCUGAUCCGGGAUCCGACAUAACUUUCACGUGGUACCAUGGCGACAGCGAGACCAGCAUCAUUGACAGUGACGUAUACACCGUGACGUCAGAGGCUUCUAGGAGUCAGCUGGUGGUUGAUCUGACGAAUCUGAACAAAGACAGGGAAGGUGGGAAGUACGCUGGGGUAUACCGAUGUGUGGUGUUUGAUGAGGUCAUUCAACAAACUGUCUCGGCGGAAUUAAAAAUAGCAUCAAGCUCGACCUCAGCUUCAGGGGUAACUGGAAAUUCUUAUACUGUUAAAGGCAGCCCUGUUCUGACCACAAUCGCCACCCUGAUGUCAAUCGUUAUUGGAGAAGCCCUGUUUAGCAAAACCUUAGCGAGGUUCAAAUAUUCAUAGCUGUAAAAAAUUAAUAUAUUAUUUUAUAUUUUACUCUGUGUUGUUUAUUUCUUUCCGUGGGAAAACUUGGGCGGGUAACUUUGUACAGUAUAUAUCUAAUGGUGUCUUUAUGUGUUUGUGUUUCUUGUGUAACUGCUUAAUUGCCUUUAGGACAAUGUUUACAUUACGUGUGUGAUCACAAAGUUACAAAUAUAGAAAAUAAAAACAAUGGAAAAAGUCGGAGCUAAUAUCAAGGUUGGUGUCUGAAUACCCAUGUAAGUAGGAACUUUUACACACAGGGAAUGUAUAUAUAUAUAUAUAUAUAGGCUGCACGCAGAGGCAUGGCUACAGUGCCUACUUGUCUCUUUGCGGCUCACUUGGUUUUGUGGACAACAUUUAAUGCCAUUUGGGCGUAGAAAUCUAAUGACGGUGAUGAUUACUGGACAAACCGUUAUCUGUAUUACUUCACUGUAUUAGGCUUGUGACAAUGGGAGAAAAUCGUGACUCCGAUAGCAUGUAUAUAUACCUACCUGGUUAGCAAAGACUCUUGUCCCAAGCAUCAUUGUAUAUAUUAUGUUACCUUAGAUCCCUUUACCGUUGUUUUACUAACUGUUUAUUUUGUUAGGCAAUGAGUUAUACCUUAAUAAGUGCGAAUGUAUUGUGUUAAUUCAAAGGCAGCAAGUGUUUCGUUCUAUUGAUGUUUUUAACAUGCAUAAUUUAACACUGCUUAUAAAGGAGUUCUGCUGUUAAAUAUAAUUUUAGGGACCUCGAGGUGGUUACCCUACAAGCGCGGGGUAAUGACCCAGAAGUCUCUCACCAAUGGUGUCAUCAAUCUCAUGCUAGCUUCCUGUCCGGCCAUACGUGAGAAGGUCUUGCAUUGACCUACUGAUGGUUGUGAGUUUCCCUCGGGGUCUGCCCGGUUUCCUCCUACCAUAAUGCUGGCCGGCGUCGUAUAAGUGAAAUAUUCUUGAGUCUGGCAUUAAACACCAAUCAGUCAGAUCAAUAUAAUUUCCUCAUGCUUCCUGGUCAGUAUUAUCAUCUGUCAGCAAGGUUGGUACAUUCACUUGGCAUGAAGUUUGUAACAAAUGUAUCAAUUAUAUAUAUGUAUUUACUACAGUUUGACAGAUGUUCUAGUAUACAUUAUUAAGGAAAACUGAACAUCUUAUGCAAUGAAUAUAAGGAUGAUGUCUUUGACAAAACCCAGAUUUGCCACAAGCCUCAUAAUAUUCUGCUUAAGCCUUAUUGAUUCAGUUGUAUGAUUCAUGUAGGCCUAGUUUGAGUUUGUUAGUUACCUUGUGUGUGGAGUGUAUUUAAUGGAUUUUUGUGAUUUGAUAAAACAUGCUGUUGGCAUGGUAGGUUUGCAAACAAAUACAGUUAGCAAUAGCGUUGUGUGUUUAUUCGUAUUUGCAGUCUACUGUUAUAAUAGUCUAUUAUAACCGAUUCCCGUCUUCAGAAUGGCUAUACAUACCUCUGCAGUUUUUAUGUAUGAUAAUGUUGCAAAUAAAGA
Molecule: messenger RNA, 6461 nt
Organism: Liolophura sinensis
Lineage: Eukaryota; Metazoa; Mollusca; Polyplacophora; Chitonida; Chitonidae
Product: neurexin-4-like
Exons: 32
Coding region: 229-4545 (1438 amino acids)
Source: RefSeq, a predicted model, not a curated record